Messenger RNA from Haliotis rufescens (red abalone), 2959 nucleotides. Its product is annotated as sodium-dependent noradrenaline transporter-like. The coding region runs from base 30 to 575 and encodes 181 amino acids. The record is from RefSeq and is a predicted model, not a curated record. The transcript has 5 exons. Gene Ontology annotation, molecular function: L-amino acid transmembrane transporter activity. NCBI's taxonomy places the organism in Eukaryota, Metazoa, Mollusca, Gastropoda, Lepetellida, Haliotidae. Gene Ontology annotation, biological process: sodium ion transmembrane transport. Gene Ontology annotation, cellular component: membrane.
UUGAAGUCAUAUCAUCAGCAUUUGAAGAUAUGUUCCCAAGUCUACGUAAGCGGCGAUGGCUUCCAACAGCUCUGAUCCUCUUAAGCAGUUUCCCUUUUGCCAUCAUCUAUCUUUUACAGGGUGGGAUAUACAUAGUAACACUGGUGGAAUGGUACGCCUAUUUCCCUUCCACAGCGCUCUUUGCCUUGACGGAAUGCAUAGUGAUGGGAUGGAUCUACGGCACAACGAGACUUCAAGCGGACGUCCAGCUGAUGUGGGGGAAGAAGAUCCCUGAGCUUUUCAUCAUGUUAAUCAAAUUUGCAUCGCCAUUACUCCUUGUGAUUACCUUCGGCUACUCCCUCUACUCCUACCGACCUCCUAAGUACGAGGACUACACCUUUCCUGCUUGGGCCACCGCCGUCGGCUGGAUGAUAUCCUGUGCCUCCAUUAUUCCCUUACCUGCCCUCUUCAUCUGGGCAGUUUGGCGGACUCCAGGAAACACUCUCAUUGAGAAAAUUAGACAGUCGCUGCAGCCAAACAAACAUUGGGGUGAGCAAGCUCUGGAUGCAGCCUCCAACGAAGUUCUACGCACUUAGAAGACAUCAACUUUAACCAUCGCAAAAACAAAAAGAUUAUAGAUUCAUCAAAGACCUGGUGAAGUCAUGCCAGACCUUUGAUGGUAGACAUUCAGAGGAAUAUAUUAAAUAUGGCACAUUGCUUCUCCAAUUGCUUGAUGUCCUAUGCUAUGACCUUUAGACCUUCUUACUCAAUGGCACGUAUUUGAAUGACAGUUGUGCGAAUAAGGGUGCUGCCAAAAGAGCAGAACAUGCUUAUCCUGGCGUCAUCACUGAUUUUCAGUGAUCCAUUCACAAAAGACUUAAUGCUCUUUUGACUUUUACGCAAAUCUGUUUCAGCAAAUAUUUGAGACCGAUUAUAUUCUGGCAUUGACGUUUUUAAUUUAAGUCAUGUGCAUUAUUCCCAUGCAGUAUGUAUAUGACACAAUUCAGCACAGACAGCCAGAAAGACGAGUAUGUUUAUUCAGAAUUAUUAGUUGGGUGGCCCAGAGAACAUUAACUGAUAAUAGCAUUUCUGUACUUGGUUUCAGACGUUUUGACAGUUAUCUUCCGAUAGCAUACCAUCAGAUCCAGAUGAAUACGCAAAUGAACGCAAAAUUGUAAAAACGUGACGACUAUCUCCUUUUUUGUAUAAAUGAUACCCUAAUCACCUGAUGUAACCAUACACCAUACACAUAAGAGCAAACAUCAAUAAAGGUGGCAUUAAAUCCAUAUUUUGGAAGAGUGUUGUAUAUUAACGGAAAAAUGUAACUGUGCUUUAUAUGACGUGUAGUAAAUGAAAAUGAAAAUAACAACAUAUCAUUUAGUCAUUCGUCUGAUCAAUGUUGUAUCAAAAACAUACCUGGUAAUACGAGGCAGAGAGACACGCGGUAAAAGAGGUAUGGAAUGAACAAUGUCAAUACUGGCUGUGACCACCAUUUGCAUUGAUACAGGCGAGGCAAGGGCGGCGAUUUCGCCCCGGAAGAGAACGCCAUUCUAACUGCCAUUAACCAAAAUGCUGUUCACAUGAAACCUGGACUUAUCUGUGAACCCGUACCUGGUUGCGUACGGUUCUGCCUCUGGUUGUUCUGAACCCAGGAAUCGUCCGAACUGUUAAUGUGGCAGUUUGGUAUCGAUUUCGCUGAUGCCACAGCCGAAUAUGGAUGUCUUCUUGACGUGACGUCACACGUGGACGAGUUACAAGUCAUCAGUGUUGCCCUGUUGUAGAUGAAGUCUCCAAAGAGACAAAAUUAUGUUUUGAUAAUGUCUGGCAACUUCGUUUUGUGCCAUUCCUGUUCGCAGAAUACCGACAAUGCACAUACCUUUAUUUUCAGCAAACCGUGUCAUUGCCAAAACGAUAUUUACGGUCAGACAACAUUGUUUUUAUGAGCACCUGAUAGCUAAACAUUCAUUGUGCGUUGUUCACAUUAAUGAACUGCAUAUGUCCGUAUAUGCAUCCACCAAACACACAAACAUCCAAAUUAACAUGCAUGUACAAAUUGUGAAUCACGACCUGUUGGUCGAGAAGAUGUCCUCGUGAUUAUAUAUGCAUUAUUUAAUCUCAGAAUACAUUUAUUUUUAUUGAUCUUAAUAUGAAGCACAGUUAAUUAUUUCCGUUAGUAUAUAAACAAAAAGUCAACAUAUAAGUUUAUAAAACCCUACGUGGGGUAGCAGCCAAGACGAUUUUACAGGAAGGUUCUCUUAGCAAUUGGUCACACGCCACUUUCAGCCAGAGGUGACGUGGUGUUGUCUCUGUGAUGAUGAAUUCACGUUUCAAGGACAUUGAUAUAUUGUUCUGUUGCAACAUACGUUGGUUUUUUUAUUGUUGUUAUUUUACUGUCCUUUCUCUCGACAAGUGUUUACCUCCAACCUGCUACUAUGGCUUAAUUUUAACUUACUCACUCACUUGAUUUUGCUGGUGUCAUCCACUCGGCCUGUCUUCCUCCUCCCUUCAUGAUGUAUCUCAAACUGAACAAGUGUGUGAAACACGAACUCGUCAUCUUCGUAGUAGGUAGCACAUGGUGCCUAUAUAGCAUUGGUGAUUUGGGUUUAAUAUCUUCAUUAUAUUUGUUAUUUCAUUUAAACAAAGGGGAAAUAUAUAAAGUUCUAUAUUUGUUUCGCUAAACUUAUGAUACUUCACCACUCACUGAUGUCAAACACUUGGACAGUGACAUUGUCAAUCUCAUUAAAAUCAUGAUGAAAGGUCGUUCUGACGUGGCACAUCGUGGCUGGUCGGUAUUAGUUCAAAGUGAUGCCAUGCUUCGAGAAUGCUGCUGCAUUAUUUCAUGGUCUUAUCAAUGACAUGACUAAUAGUGUCCGGGUGUUGAAACCUACAUCCUAAUUCAAUCAUGAAAUGACUUGGAAAGAUAUGAAAAUGAUCUUUGUGUUAGCUUAAAGUGUAUUUACGCUCUCCGGCCGCGUCAUAC